Closterium sp. NIES-65 is the source of this 273-nucleotide messenger RNA. The record is from the annotation of a GenBank genome assembly. NCBI's taxonomy places the organism in Eukaryota, Viridiplantae, Streptophyta, Zygnematophyceae, Desmidiales, Closteriaceae.
AUGCUAUGUGCGCAUCACUUCAGGCACUCCUCCACUGCCCAUGCACUCUGCAUGCCCACUCAUCCCCCCUUCUUCUGUCUGCAUCGCGUGGCCACUCCUUUAUCUCUGCUGCACCAACCUUGUGAUCUCUCUGCUGAUGGUGGUCUUGUUCCGCGGUGGGCUGUCCCUUCUACCUCACCACCACCACCUAAGCCUUCUGGUUCUGUCACUCCACCUGUCGGUGUGGUGGCCGCUGCCAUUGCUGUUGCGCUUACCUCACUGCUCUUUGUGUAG